AUGGAGACCAAAGCACCAUCAACCAAGAAAGAGUUGCAAUCAUUAUUAGGAAAGAUAAACUUCCUAAGAAGAUUCAUCUCAAACUUAAGUGGUCGAACUCAAGCCUUCUCUCCCCUCCUACGCCUGAAACAAGGGAAGUUCGAAUGGAAUGACGAACAUCAAAAGGCAUUUGACAAGAUCAAACACUAUCUGACGAAUCCUCCUAUCUUGGCACCACCAUGUGGAAAGAAGCCUAUGAGACUGUAUAUAUCAGCUUCCGACACUACCAUAGGUAGCAUGUUGGCACAAGAGAAUGAAGAUGGCGUCGAAAGAGCCAUUUAUUAUCUUAGUAGGGUUUUAAAUGAUGUAGAAACUAGGUACACUUCAAUAGAAAAGUUAUGUCUUUGUUUGCAUUUCUCUUGUACUAAACUCAAGUAUUAUAUAAAACCUAUUGAUUUAUACGUCUCUUCACAUUUUUAUGUCAUCAAGUAUAUGUUAUCUAAGCCAAUAAUGCACAGUCGAAUUGGCAAAUGGGCUUUGGCACUCACUGAAUACUCUUUAACCUUUAUGCCCUUAAGGGCAAUGAAGGGACAAAUAGUAUCAGACUUUAUUGUAGACCAUGCAGUGGUCGAAAAUCCUCAACUUCAAGUUGAGUUGAAACCUUGGAGAUUAUUCUUCGACGGUUCCACUCAUAAGGAUGGAAGUGGAGUUGGGAUCAUGUUAAUUUCUCCUGGCGGAAUUCCAAUAAAACUCAAAUAUAGAAUUGAAGGUCCCCUUUGUUCUAACAACGAAGCAGAAUACGAAGCCCUUAUUGCAGGACUUGAGGCUUUGUUACUUAAAAAAUUCGAAUAUAUCGACAUAAAACAUGUCCCUAGAAUAAAAAAUCAAGAAGCUAAUGACUUAGCACAAAUAGCUUCAGGGUAUAGAAUUUCAAAAGAGAAGCUAGAAGAACUUGUCGAAGUAAGAGGAAAGGCAAUGGCUGCCAGAUUGUCUCCGACAGAUUUGGAAAGCACUCAGUUAGGAUAUGCUAACAAAGAGGAGUUUGAAGUACUGGCCAUUGAUACCUUAAUAGAUAUAGAUAGGAGGAAUCCAAUUAUUAAUUAUCUUAAGGACCCUUCGACAGAUACAGAAAGAAAAACCAAGUACAAGGCUUUAUCUUAUGUUUUGAUGGGGAAUGAAUUAUUCAAGAAAACCCCUAAGGGGAUCCUGCUGAAAUGUUUAGGAGAAAACAAAGCUUACUUGGCAUUAUCUAGUGUACAUAGUGGAGCCUGUGGAGCACACCAGGAAGGCCAUAAGAUGAAAUGGUUGCUUUUCAGAUAUGGAAUGUAUUGGCCCACCAUGUUAAAAGAUUGUAUAGAGUUUGCUAAGGGUUGCCAAGAAUGUCAAAUACAUGCAGGAAUUCAACAUGCUCCUGCAAGUGAGCUUCAUACAAUUAUUAAGCCUUGGCCUUUCAGAGGUUGGGCAUUAGAUCUAAUUGGGGAAAUUUGA
Messenger RNA from Lathyrus oleraceus (garden pea), 1467 nucleotides. RefSeq lists its product as uncharacterized. The transcript has 2 exons. Lineage: Eukaryota; Viridiplantae; Streptophyta; Magnoliopsida; Fabales; Fabaceae. The coding region runs from base 1 to 1467 and encodes 488 amino acids. Gene Ontology annotation, molecular function: nucleic acid binding. The record is from RefSeq and is a predicted model, not a curated record.